GCACGAUGUCUAAGGAAGUCUCAAGGUUUUGCUCGCCUGAGGAGCUGCUGAAGGAGACUCACCAGGAGUGGGCCAACCGGGUGGUGGAGUUGCUUUACAGCAUUUUCUGCCUGGACACCCAGCAGAUCACCUUCACCCUGCUGGGCCACAUCCUGCUCACAGACUCGGCCUACUGGCACAGCCUGGCAGACCCGCCCAGCAAGGCCCUGGCUAAGGUGAAAUGGGCAAUUCUAAAAGCUCCACUAGGUGACCGCUCCAUGUCCACCUCCCUGUCGGCUCCAUACGGUCAACAUGAGGGACCCUCUCAACCGCGUCCUAGCCAACCUGUUCCUGAAGAUCUCAUGAAGGAGUGUGUGGAGUGCCUGGAACAGGGCAGCUGUGGGAGUAUCUUGCAGUUCAUGCCUUUCACCAUGGUCUCAGAGCUGGUGAAGCUUCCUGUACUGGCCAAGCCCAAGGUGGUCCUGGGCAUCACUGACCUGACUCUGCCCCUGGGGAGGAGCGUAGCAGCAAAGGCCAGCUUUGCCUUAUAGACCCCUGAUGGUUCCCACUGCCCAGGGUUCAGCUCUCCCACCUCUGCCUUCUCCAUGGAUUCUAUUUCCCCAGUCACUCAGGGGCGAAACCAGCUUCACACAUAAAUCAACAUUUUAUUUAGUCAUGCACUUGUGUCAAUGUGAGACUAAGAGAAGACUUAAAGUGGAAGUUAGGAUUCACACUUCAAAGCUUGGGACUCUGCUUAGAUGGUGUUUCAUCACUUUGGCAUAGAAAUACCAGUUACGAUACUCCGAAGUUGGUUAACAACUGUUAUGUAAUCCUGAUUGCUUCAUUCAUUCAAAUGUAGGUUUUCUUUCAUUUUGAUAGUCUCUAUGGUCAGUAAUACAAAACUGUAAAAUUAAAUGUUUUCACAAUCUUGGAAUCAGUAUUCAUAGAAAGUGUACAUAUUGUCAUCUUUAUAAUAACGCCUCAUGAAAAUGUAAAUACCUAUUUAAAUACCUAGUUUCAUCAUAGCGUUUGAUGGUUUUUGUGAAUGCACUUGAAGAAACUUUCAAAGUUCUUGAAAUGUUUUGGAUUGACUGACCUUAAAAUAAUGAUGGAAUAUC
Messenger RNA from Salmo salar (Atlantic salmon), 1097 nucleotides. Lineage: Eukaryota; Metazoa; Chordata; Actinopteri; Salmoniformes; Salmonidae. The record is from RefSeq and is a predicted model, not a curated record.